UGAAAAGCUGGACCAUUGGGAUCAUCAACCGAGCCGUUCAGCUGCUGAUUAUCUCCUACUUUGUGGGGGCUAGAUGGUGAGAGGUUAAAAAGCAAGAGACAUCUGUUCUUGGAGAGCAGGAGAACUGCCCCCCAAGCUAGACAGAGGCACAGACACACUCAAGGGAAGACCUGCCCAAGAGAAAGGUACCUUUUCUGACUUAGUGUGGGGCUUUUCCCCAGGAAUGCAGAAAUGAUACCUAUUGUUAAACAGCAUAAAUUCUCGCCUCACUCUGUGUCAUAAGACACAUGCUAGGGGUUGCUCAAGGACCAGCCAGAUCCCAACACCGCCCUCCUGCACACAUACAAAGGGACUUUGGCAAACAAUGGCUGGGAGGAAAGCACGGGUCUGUCCUUCUUGCGGUCAUUUCUACACACUGGUUGGCACCAGGAAAUGCAGGCAGAAACCUCAAGGGUUUUCUUUCCUGGCUUGUGGGUCUGUGGUCGCUUGCCGUUCCUUGAAACGAUGAGUCUGUUUGUGAAAGACAGCCACUGACUAGAUCAUGAGUUAAUUCAGGCAAAUCAAAGAGUAUGUCCUGUGUGCUUGCAGCUGGAGCUGAAAGGUGGGAGUAGAUAGAUAGAUGGGCAGAUGUGGUUUUUCAUAGUUCUGUUCCUUGGGUUUGAUGAGAGUCUGUAGGCUUUAGUAUAGCAUUGUGGGGACAUCAGAAGGAAUUCAAGCUAUGGAGUCGGAUUAAAUGGCCUUGAAGCUACUUUCCUAUGUUGAAGUUUUGUGAGAAAUGUUUAGAUGUUCCAUGUCCCUUUCUCCAAAUUUGGCUCAAAACUGGUUUUUUGUUUUUUUUUUUUUUUGGUUGGCUAGUUGGUUAGCUUUUGUUUUGGAGACAAAGUCUCAUCUAUCCAAGGUUAUGGACUUACUACACAGGUGAAGGUGACCUUGAAUUCUUAAUCCUCCUAGUGCUGAAUUGCAGGUGUGGGCCACCACAUCCAUUUUUAUGGCUGGCUGAACCCAGGACUUUGUGCAUAUUAGGUCAGCACUCUGUCAACUGAGCUACAUCCUCAGCUGGUUCUUAAGCCUUCUGUGUGCACAUAUAUAUUCAGUGCCUUGAUUGUUGAUAGCCACAGGAUGGUAUAUUGGUCCAAAUGAAAGAAAAAGCUUUUCAGCACAUUCCUAACCUGGCCUGGCUCUCCUGGCUCCAGGCAGGACGUUGAUGGAAGACAGAGACAGCCAUCUCCUAGAUGGCUAAGCCCCCUUAGCUCUGCACUGCUCUUGGCUGCCCUCUCAUCAGAAUCAGAUUGAAUCCUCCAAUGCUGGGGUUUUGAGUCCAGUCUGCUCAAGGGAGCAUGAGAGAGGCUCUUUGGCAUCUUGAUAUACAACCCCAUCCAUCUCCUAUCCUGACAGCUCCCUGUGCAACAGUGCCUCACAGUUUCAUCAGCACACUCAACAGCCCAGCCCCCUGGCCCAAGCCCAUCUCUGUUUAUAGGAGCACAAACACCAUGUGACUUCAUGAAUGCAUUGUGAUUAAUUUAGCAAAAGUGCAUCAAGCGUCUCUUCAUGUCAGGCAUUAUUGUACAGUGAGGGUAGAGCAAUGGGCAGAAGCAGACAGGGUCUUUAUCCUGUGAGCAUCAUACCGUGAAUAGAGCAAGAAGUUGAUACUAACCCAGUGAUCCUCACAAACAAAUGGAAAGUUUCAAUGGCUUCUAAAACGUGCACAACACCUGAAAAGCUGCCGCUGUGGAGUCACUUUGGCUUCAUCUGAAAACUGAGGGGCGUGGAGCAUGGGUAUGUGUAGAGCCUGCUCUCUUAUAGAACCAAGACUACCAGUCCAGGGAUGGUACCAUCCACAAGGAGACCUCCCCCCUUGAUCACUAAUGGAGAAAAUGCCUUACAGCUGGAUCUCAUGGAGGACCAAAGGCCUCCAUGUGUCGAGCUGGAACAGUUACAGAGACUGAGUAUCUUGAACUCUGAGGGCUAUGGUGGCCGCACAAAGAGGAAGUCCUUCACAGUUAUGCAGAGUCGGUAGUAGGAGGCCCUCCCUGCUGCUGGGCAAGUCUGGGAGGAUCUAAAGUAGGAGAGAACGGAAGAGAGGGAGACUUGCCUCAUCCACUUGAUACCAUAAUGGCUCAAGGGAGUCUGUGAGGGUGACUCUACCAGAGACUCCUAGCAGUGGGGGAUAUGGAGCCUGAAUGGCCUUCUCUUGUAGACAGGCAGGACUCCCAAUAGAGGAAUAAAGACAGCAGCCCACCCACAAAACCUUUGACCCAAAAUUGGUCCUGCCUACAAGAAGUACAGGGACAAACAUGGAACAGAGACAAAGAUGGAGCAGAGACUGAGAAUGGCCAACCAAUGGCUGGCCAAACUUGAGACCCAAGUUUGAGACCCAUGGGCAAGAACCAAUCCCUGACACUAUUAAUGAUUCUCUGUUUUGCUUGCAGACAGGAGCCUAGCAUAACUGUUCUCUGGGAGGCUUCACCCAGCAGCUGAUGGAGAGACCCACAGCCACACGUUAGACAGAGCUCAGAGAGGCUUGUGGAACACUUGGGGAAAGGACUGGGGGAUCUGGGGGCAGGGUGAGGGGAUAGGGACUCCAUAAGAAGUCCAACAGAGUCAACUAGCCUGGAGUCUUGGGACCUCCCAGAGAUCCACCAACCAAAGAGCAUCCAUGGGCUGAGUGUCACCAGAACCUGGGCUCCCCGAACACGUAGCACAGGUGCAGCUUAGUCUUCAUGCAGGUCUCCCAACAGCUGGAGUUGGGGCUAUGCCUGACUCUGUUGCCUGCCUGUGGAUCCCAUUCCCCUAACUGGACCACCUUGUCUGUCCUCAGUUAGAGAGGAUGUGCAUAGUCCUGCAGUGACUUGAUGCGCCAGGGUGGGUUUUCUUGCACGAGAAGGCCUACCAAGUGCGGGACACGGCCAUUGAGUCCUCAGUAGUAACAAAGGUAAAAGGCUUCGGACGCUAUGCCAACAGAGUCAUGGAUGUGUCGGAUUAUGUGACCCCACCCCAGGGCACUUCUGUCUUUGUCAUCAUCACCAAAAUGAUCGUUACUGAAAAUCAAAUGCAAGGAUUCUGUCCAGAGAAUGAGGAGAAGUACCGCUGUGUGUCUGACAGCCAGUGUGGGCCUGAGCGCUUCCCGGGUGGGGGGAUCCUCACCGGCCGCUGCGUGAACUACAGCUCUGUCCGUCGGACCUGUGAGAUCCAGGGCUGGUGCCCCACCGAGGUGGACACCGUGGAGAUGCCUAUCAUGAUGGAAGCCGAGAACUUCACCAUUUUCAUCAAGAACAGCAUCCGUUUCCCUCUCUUCAACUUUGAGAAGGGAAACCUCCUUCCUAACCUCACCGACAAGGACAUAAAGAAGUGCCGCUUCCAUCCUGAAAAGGCCCCAUUUUGCCCCAUCUUGAGGGUAGGGGACGUGGUUAAGUUUGCUGGGCAGGAUUUUGCCAAGCUGGCCCGCACGGGUGGAGUUCUGGGCAUUAAGAUCGGCUGGGUGUGUGAUCUGGACAAGGCCUGGGACCAGUGCAUUCCCAAAUAUUCCUUCACUCGGCUAGAUGGAGUUUCUGAGAAAAGCAGUGUUUCCCCUGGCUACAACUUCAGGUUUGCCAAAUACUACAAGAUGGAGAAUGGCAGCGAGUACCGCACGCUCCUGAAGGCUUUCGGCAUCCGCUUUGAUGUGCUGGUAUACGGGAACGCUGGCAAGUUCAACAUCAUUCCCACCAUCAUCAGCUCGGUGGCUGCCUUCACUUCCGUGGGAGUGGGGACUGUUCUCUGUGACAUCAUCCUGCUCAAUUUCCUCAAAGGGGCUGAUCACUACAAAGCCAGGAAGUUUGAGGAGGUGACUGAGACAACACUGAAGGGUACUGCUUCAACCAACCCAGUGUUCACCAGUGACCAGGCCACUGUAGAGAAGCAGUCCACAGACUCGGGGGCCUAUUCUAUUGGUCACUAGGGCCUCUUCCCAGGGUGCCAUGCUUAUCCUUGGGCUGCAGAACCUUCAACAGGCCACUCUAUCUCAGCAGACAGAGGUGGGAGGGGGAGAAGAGGGGCUCUUAUUUCUGAUGUUCACCCCAAAGACCAGGUAUCUAGACCCUCACUGUUCAGCAGACAGGCAGUGCUUCCCGCUAAGACCUGAAUCUUGCCUUUACCCCUUGCAUGCCUCCCAUCUGCUUCCCUGGGUCCCAAGCAUCCAUCCAUUUCCAAAGGAUAGAGAAAAUGGUAGCUAAGGUUACAUCCAUAGAACCUACCACAUACCAGGGACUCCCAUACACAUUAUCUCUUUGCACCCUUAAAAUAAUCCUAUAAGGUAGAUUUCUGGGGGUGGGGGGUGGGGGGUGUUUUGUUUUUGUUUUUGUUGUGUUUUUAAGAGAAGGAGGAAUGAACUCUCUAGGUGUCUACUCUUCUGUGUCAGUUGCCUUCCCUGCCUUCCCAUGAUGCCCAACAGUGAGCUUUCUCAGGAAUGCAGACCCUACUUUAGGAGAGCCCAGGGAAAUGCAAUAUAAACUCUGAUAUAAAUUCUGCAAUAUAAAUUUCUGAUAUGGCCAAGUCCAGCUUCAGCAGGAAAUAGAAGGUGUGACUGUCAGUGGAUUUUUCCUUGCCUCACCCCGAAUCUCAAGCUCAAGCUGAGGAAUAGACCUUUAUUCUCCCAUGAGGUCCUCACACAUCCACACAUCUGGACCCUCCUCCAGAAUCUAGACAGAAGACACACACAUACAUGACUGACAAGAGGCAGUUUCUAAACCUAGCACCAUGCCCCAGGACAUCAGCUGUCCUAGUUUACAGCAUUGUUGGUAAAGCCACAGUUAGGGGCUGGGGAUGUAGUUGAGUAGGCAGAGUGUGUUGUCUAUCAUGUCAGCCCUAGGGCCAACCUGCAAGACUUCAUAAGCCAGGCACGAUGGUACACAUUUGUAAUCCCAGCACUCAGGAGGUAGACAUGGAGGAUCAAAAGUUCAAAUUCAUCCUUGACAACACAACAAGUUUGAACCCAGCCUGGGACCCACGAAACUUUCAAAAAGAAGUGGGGAGACCCAGUAAGAUCCAAUACCCUACGAGCAUUUGGCCAGGUCAGCCAGGCCUGUUUUCACAGGAUCCUAACAGGUGAUCAGUGAGAAGCUAAAGAAGCCUCAUAAACCAUCAUGGGCAGCAUUCUUGCUUAUAGAUCACUAACCCCGAGGCUAAAAAUGAAAAAUGGCUUGCCUUGUGCCAUUGUGAGGGGCCAUGAGAGGGCACAGGUGUCCUGUCUCCAUUGCCCAGGUGUCCCAUCUCCUUUUUGAGUCUUUAAAGAAAACAGGAGAUGAAGAGGAAGCUCUAAAUUGUAGAGGGCAAAGCUCAAGAACAGAUCAAGGUGUAGGAAAGAAGCAGCUUGAGAGGCUCUUUUGGUUUGGCUUGUUUAUUUGGUUGGUUGGUUGGUUGGUUGGUUGGUUGGUUGGUUGGCUGGCUGGCUGGCUGGCUGGCUGGCUGGCUGGUUGGUUGGUUGGUUGGUUGGUUUUGAUGAAAAGACUUUCCUAUGUAUUUCUGGCUGGCCUAAAUUUACAGAUCUCCUCCCUCAACUCAACUCUUCCCCAGUAUUGGGAUUUAUAGGCAAGUGCCGUCAUACAGCUGGGGGCAUCUCUUUUAAAAGAAUAUAUAACUAAGUGUCAGAAAAGUUCAUGCAAAUGAGUGGGCCUGAGGUAUAAGUUUAAUUAGUAUCAGGGUCAAUCUGCCUCUUAAACAUGGGCACAAUGCUGAAAGCUUAGCAGAGAUGAGCAUGCAUGUAGACAGAGGGCUGGCCCCUCACUGGAAGGUGCAGAAAGAUGUGGGGGAAGGAUAGUCUAGGAGGACCACAGGAGUGCUCACACAGACCCAACCCCAAUGGUCCCCACCCACCAGUUUCAUCAACCUCCCCUCUGCUUGCUCACAGCCCCAUCAUUAUGGGUGAUGGGGUACUGUCUCCCUAAUAGCAAUGUCAAGUCCUGGAUAGUGUCCAGAGACCUGGCCAGGCUUCAUCUCUCCAGCAGAGACAUCAGCAAAGGAAAGAACGCAGCCUCCAAGAAGGAGGUGCACAACCCCCUUACGCCGAGGCUGAGUUCACCAAGAUGCUCCCUAGAAGAAGAUGGAGACACUGUGUCCUAAGAGGAUCCUGUACCCCAGGCUAGGGUAAUUCUCCCCCAGGUGCCUAAGCCUCUUCUGGGACAUCAAUAAGUGUGUAAACUCCACCCUGUACUCCCCUUGUCCAAAACAAGUCCACUUCUAUGUGCUAGAUGCCAGCUAAUAGUAGAAAUUACAAUCGCCAGCUUAUAUCUGAUAUACUGUGGUUUACUCAGCGCCAUCCCUAACAUGGUCACACAGGCCCUGACCACACCUAGGGGGGAGGGGUUCUGUGGUUUGUUAUUAACCUUGUUUGGAAGAAAAACAAAUAGACAGUUCUUGGAACUAGA
Molecule: messenger RNA, 6401 nt
Organism: Mus musculus (house mouse)
Lineage: Eukaryota; Metazoa; Chordata; Mammalia; Rodentia; Muridae
Gene: P2rx3
Product: purinergic receptor P2X, ligand-gated ion channel, 3
Exons: 16
Coding region: 2966-3937 (323 amino acids)
Biological process (GO): response to ATP; calcium ion transmembrane transport; monoatomic cation transmembrane transport
Cellular component (GO): plasma membrane; signaling receptor complex; membrane
Molecular function (GO): purinergic nucleotide receptor activity; extracellularly ATP-gated monoatomic cation channel activity; ATP binding
Source: RefSeq, a predicted model, not a curated record